AAUGACGUCAAUUAAGAAUUCAGUAUCAUGAUGAGAAGACAGAAAACUUGAAGAAAAAAAAAAUUUUAAUACAUUUAUCUUAUUGUAAAUUGUAAGUGCAGAAAGUGCAGAAGAUAUAAUCUCUCGGCUCGCACUCUAGUCGCACUGAAUGAAGAUAACGAACGUGUAUUUAAUAUAUGAGAACGUGGACUGAGUUUCAACUUUCAAGGUGCGCCUGCUCCUUUUGCUUCUUCUGACAAACAUUCCGCGAGUGAACGAGUUGCCGAGUGAAAAGAUUAUGACGUCCUUGACGAAUCUGCCGCCGAUAGCGAGGCUUUCCAGCAAAGUGAUCCGGAUCCUAGGAUGCAAUCCUGGCCCGAUGACGCUGCAGGGCACCAACACUUACCUCGUGGGCACUGGACGCAGACGUGUGCUGGUUGAUUCUGGAGAAGCAAAAACGGCGGACGCCUACGUAAAACUUCUGGACAGCGUGUUAAGCGAGGAGAACGCGACUAUCGAGCAUUUGGUGGUCACCCACUGGCAUCACGAUCACAUUGGUGGCGUGGAGCCCGUGCGGAACUUGCUGAAGAAAUUGUACCCCACGGACAAACAGCCAAUCGUGUGGAAACUGCCACGGUCGCCGAACGACAAAGACAGAUCGGACGAUGAAAAGUCCGUCCAGUGGGAACCUCUGAAGAACGAUCAAGUGGUGGAGGUCGAGGGAGCGAAGCUUCAGAUAAAAUACACCCCAGGACACACCAGCGAUCACGCCUGCCUGCUGCUGCAGGACGAGAAUAUCUUGUUCAGCGGCGACUGCAUCCUCGGCGAAGGCACGUCGGUCUUCGAGGAUCUCCACGAUUACAUGCUGUCGCUGGACAAGAUCCUGGAGUUGCGGCCCAAGACGAUUUAUCCGGGUCACGGGCCAGUUCUCGACGAUCCCCUGCCACGCAUAAAGUAUUACAUCAAACACAGGCAGCAGAGAGAAGAGGAAAUUUUACGGAUGCUGCAAGAGCAGGGAAACGUAAAAUCGAUGACGGAGAUGGAUAUCGUCAAGCGCAUAUACAAAGAUACCCCUGAAAAACUAUGGUUGGCUGCAGCAUUUACUGUGGGACACCAUCUUCGCAAGUUACAGAAAGAAGGAAAAGUAUUGCAAGAAGAAGAAGGUGGCUGGUGGAGAAUUAAAGGCAAA
Temnothorax curvispinosus is the source of this 1168-nucleotide messenger RNA. Its product is annotated as endoribonuclease LACTB2. The transcript is spliced from 3 exons. Gene Ontology annotation, cellular component: mitochondrial matrix. Gene Ontology annotation, molecular function: single-stranded RNA binding; RNA endonuclease activity. The annotation marks the transcript as partial. The record is from RefSeq and is a predicted model, not a curated record. NCBI's taxonomy places the organism in Eukaryota, Metazoa, Arthropoda, Insecta, Hymenoptera, Formicidae.